Messenger RNA from Miniopterus natalensis, 3486 nucleotides. NCBI's taxonomy places the organism in Eukaryota, Metazoa, Chordata, Mammalia, Chiroptera, Miniopteridae. The record is from RefSeq and is a predicted model, not a curated record.
AUGUGCCCUGUGAGGCAAGACCCUGGUGGCGAGAAGGAGACGCAGAGAGGGCGGGGAGGCGUGAACAGUGAGGACGGCGCACUGGAGGACUCCGAGGAAUGGCCCUUCACCACUGGGGCGAAGCGUCCGAAAGAGGCCCUGCAGAGCAAGGUGGCCAGCGUGACUUCGCAGGACGGAAUCGAGACGUACAAGUUCACCUGCGUGUGCAGGGAGGGGCCGCGUGGCCCCGGGCUUUCCCACUCCUCCCCAGGGACAGAGCUGCCCAGCCCCCCAUCUGUGUGGUUUGAAGCAGAGUUUUUCCACCACAUCCUCCACUGGACGCCCAUCCAGAAUCAGUCUGAAAGUACCUACUAUGAAGUGCAGCUCCUACGGUACGGGAUAGGGCCCUGGACGCCCAUCUCCAGCUGUAGCCAGACCCUGAUGCUGUCCUGUGACCUCACCAUGGUGACCCUGGACCUGUACCACAGCAAUGGCUACCGAGCCAAAGUCCGGGCUGUGGACAGAGGCCAGCACUCCAACUGGACUGUCACCAACACUCGCUUCACCAAGGACGAAGUGAAUUUGACAGUUGGCAGCGUGGAGCUCGAGAUACGUGAUGGCAUCGUCCUUGGAAAGAUAAAGCCACCCCGGCCCAAGGUGGCCCCUGCAGGCGAAACGUACGAAAGCAUCUUCCCACACUUCCGAGAAUAUGAGAUUGCAAUUCGCAAGGUGCCAGGACACUAUAAGCUCACAAACAAGAGGGUAGCACAUGAAAACUUCAGCUUCCCGAGCCCUGGAGAGGUGGGAGAGUUCUGUGUCAAGGUGAAACCGGCCGUGUCAUCCCUAACGAACAAGGGGCUGUGGUCGGAGGAGGCGUGCUUCAUGCUCACCUGGCAUUACUUCACCGUGACCAACCUCAGCAUCUUUUGCAUCCUCGUGGUGCUGCUGUGCGGGGCCCUGGCCUACUCCCUGACCCUCCAGCUGUACGUGCGGCGCCCCAGGAAGCUGCCUGCCGUCCUGGUCUUCGGGAGGCCCAGCCCCUUCAGCCUCUUCGGCCAGCUUCCCGGCCUAGAGACCCUAGACUCCAUCUGUGCCCUCAGCGAGGAGGCCUUGCCCAAGGUGUCCGCAGGGCUGAGGAACUCGGAGCUGCAUGGCAGCACGGACAGCGGCUUCGGCAGUGCCAAGCCAUCGCUGCAGACUGAGGAGCCCCAGUUCCUUCUCCCCGCCCUGCACCCCCCGUGCGGGGGCACGCUGGGAAAGGGGGCCUCCCUGGAGCUGGAGAGCAGCGGCAGCAGCGGCAGCAGCGACAGCGGCAUCUGCCUGCAGGAGCCCAGCCUCAGUCCCCGCUCGGCACCCAGCUGGGAGCCGCCGGUGGGCACCCGUGGCCAGGGCCAGGAUGACAGUGGCAUCGGCCUCAUCCACGGCUCUGAAGGGCAGCCUGGGGAUACACAGGAUGGCUCAGCCUUGGGCCGUGUCAGCCCCUUGGGGCAUGAGAUGACUGAGGAAGAAGGCCCGGCUGCGGUGGCAUUUCAGGGCUACCUGCAGCAGACCAGAGGCACGGAGGAGAAGGCAGCCGAGGCAGGCUGCCUGGAAGAAGAGUCCUCCUCAACAGGUGGCCUCGACCCCCAACUCGGGGUGUGCCUGGAUGCCGAGGAAGCCUGGCCUCCACCAGUCCUGGUCAAGGGCUAUUUGAAACAGGAUCCCCCAGAAGUGACUCUCACUCCCUCAGGGGCCCCAGCUGGACAGGGGAACCCCCAAACUGAAGAAUGGUCACUCCUGGGCUUGGCCAGCUAUGGUGACCUAGGAACAUCUGACUGGAGCUUUGCCCAUGAUCUUGCCCCUCUGGACUGUGUGGCAGCCCCGGGCAGUCUCCUGGGCAGUUUUGACUCAGACCUGGUCAUCCUGCCACUGAUCUCCAGUCUGCACUCCAGUGAGUGACUCAGGCUAAGGAGCUGCUGUGGACAUCAGCCAUGUCCUGCCUGGACUAGGAGGAGGGCGCCAGGAUCAGAAGUGAAGCACGAUGCCAGUCUGGGCACUCUUCUACAAGGCCAGGGUCCAGCAGUGCUGGCUCGGGUGCUGGGCAGGGUGUGGGGGGCCCGUUCUAUGCAUGCGCCCUGCAGACUCAGGCAGAACUGAGCAGGGCAGGGCAAAGCCUGCCUCCCUUAGGACUCUGCCUGUGUGAAAAGCAUUGUUUUCUCAGGGAAUCAUGGAGUUUUCUGGAGUUGAGGCAAGGCUGCCAGGCCUCCCCCUUAAACCAACCUUGUGUCAGGGCCUCACAGCAGGGGCCAUUUGUAGGGGGAAAGGAGGGAACAAUGACCAAGUGUGAUCUCGGGGUGGUCAGCUGACCACCAACUGGCCUGGACUGGUACAUGGAGAAGCCCCCUCACCAGCAGGCCUCCCAGGGAGGGAGCUUGUCACGGAAGCUCUUACGAUGUGUCUGGCCGGCCAGUCAGUCAACUAUCAUUAUGGACCCACAGGGGGAUAAAAGGAGCUGAGACCCAAAAGGGGGCUCCUAGCUCAGAGCCCAUCCUCUGGGGAUGUCUCAAGUCCAUAUGCAGACAUUUCCCGCUUUUCAGCAAAGAGAGCAGCAGCCCCCUGGGGUUCCUGCUGUGGCCAAGCCCCUCCUGGCCCCACCUGGUGCCCCAUCAUUUGCUGACAGUACCAGAGAAACCAUGGUGUUUUCAUUGGUCAGAACUCAACCCUCAGGCAGCCUCUGGGUUUGGGCACCGGCUGGUCUGCCCAGAGGCUCAGGGCUGGGACCUGCCCCUGCGUGUGCUGCUGUCCAUGCUGGACGUUAGCGAAGCUGCCCCAGGCCGGGAGGAAGGACACUGCGGCUGUGUCUACACAGAGCUAGCUGCUUUCUCAUGCUGAGACCACCCGAAGGAGCGAAGUCCAUGGCAUCACGCGGAGCCUCCAGGCACUGGGCCCGAGAGGGCCAGGCGUGUGCCCAGCUCCCCAGUGAGCUUGGAAUAGGAACUCUAAGCCAGCUUCCAGUCCACGCACAAGGAGCGGGAGGAGUGGGGGGCCUGGGCUGCCCCUAGGUCGUCCGUGGCCUGCGCUUCUCUGUGGCAGUCUGGGAUCAGACCUUCUGGCCCGAAGAGUCCAACCAGAACCCCCCACUCUGCCAAAAAGCUCUGGAUGCCAGCCUGGCAACAACGCCCUCUGGGAGCUCAGGCUUGCGGGAGGGCUUCCCGGGGCUCCCUGGGAAGGUUUACUUAUGUGUCUUGUUCUAUUUAUUGGAGGGGCAGCAUAGUGCAAUGGGAGAAUGCUCAGGAUUUCAAGAGCCUAGAAGUUCUAGUUCGACCCCACUGCUUCUCGCUGUGUGACCUUGGGAAAGUCACUGUCCUUGUCCGUUUCAUCUGUAAAACCAGAAACCAGUGCCUGACUAUCUCGCUCCUGGGGGCCUGAGGCUCUGCUGAGGCAGAGGUGUGCAUGUACCUCCGACACAGCUUUGUAAACGAGUGAUGUCAUUGUUAUUAUAGUAAAUUGUCGGGACCACAGGAAUCA